Molecule: messenger RNA, 1931 nt
Organism: Drosophila novamexicana
Lineage: Eukaryota; Metazoa; Arthropoda; Insecta; Diptera; Drosophilidae
Exons: 1
Coding region: 145-1752 (535 amino acids)
Source: RefSeq, a predicted model, not a curated record
CAACUUAUUAUUAUGUCACACCAAAAAAAUAGAUAAAAAUUGCUAGUAGUAUUAUUCAAGUAUUUUGGGAUUGAAAGCAAAUUUCACUUUGGGAUUUUCACAUAACGCGCAGAUAAAAUAGCCAAAUUUACAGGAACUAAGAAUAUGAACACGAAUAUAUGGAGUUCAUCUCAAAUGGCUGGUACUGGAGGCGCACUGAAGGCACUGGCCAAGAAUCUGGCCAAUCAAUUGACCCUAAAUCGAACGGAAAUGAAACGCGUGGUAGCUCGCGUCAUAUCGGAGUGCCAUGGCCAGGGUCAUGUUGGUGACUACAAUGGACACAUGUUCUAUGUGAAGCCAGAACGCAUUGAUAUGACCAAGCAGAUCACACACUCCAAAGAAGCAUUCGACGAGAUGAUACGUCAGAAGCGCGUGCGGUCCAAGAAUGAAAUGCAGCGCUCUCCCUCCGGCUCCCGCUCCCUCACAUACAAGCUGGCGGUAGGGGACAAGCCGGAGAAGAGCCUCACUGGCGUCAUCAUUGACAAGAAUCAUCUGCGACCAGGCGGCCGUUCCAGAGACAUUGUGGUUGAAAUAUCCAAGCCGAUUAUUCAAAUCAAGAGCAAGCAGCAAAUCAAACGCAAGCCUAAGCCUCCACAUAAGAGUCAGGUGAAAAGGAAAGGCCCAGCGAAAGUCCGUCCCGCCACCCUGAGCAAGCCCAAAUCCUUGAACAAGUUCCAAAGUCAGGUCAAACCAAAGCAACUUACCAAAAAGAAAUCGAUUGCCAAGGCCGAAAGGAAGCCUGCGAAGGCCAAAUUGUCGGCUGCCAAAAGUCAGCAAUCCCGUCAGACGCUGCAACCAGCCAAAGCCCGGCUACCUGCUGGCGAUGCAGUGCGUUCAACGGUGCCAGUCAUUAAAGAGGCGCCUAAAUCAAAGAGCGAUCCAUCUAGUCGCCCACGGACCCCACCAUCCACAGCUGGUACAACGCUGAAAAAGCCGGGCAUCUUGAAGAACAAGAAGAGCGUCAAGCUUACGAAAACGAAGAGCAUCAACAGCUGCAAGACCACCUUGGAGGAGAAGGGUAAAAAGAAACCGAAGCGCCUCACCGCCGGCGGCAGCGGCUUUCCAAAAACCAGUCGCAGCGUGACCUUGCCGGCAAAGAGGCGCGAGCUUCCGACCUGGCGCAAUAACUGCCAGUUCCAAGCCAACGCAGCCGCUAUCUAUCGGCAAAAUCCAGUGAACGCCAAGCUGAAAGGCAAGCCGAGGACUCGCCCAAUGCCAACUGGUAAACACAAACCGGUCCAGCCCGUAAAUAGCGUCCGGCGAAUGCGCAACAUGCGCUCGCAGGCGCGUCUAGUCAAGGAUCUGGAGGGGAAGGAGGACAUUGACGAUCCGGAGCGCUUGGAAGCAGGCAGUAUGAACCUCUAUAGAGCCAAUGAGAAUGAUCCCCCGGUCAAGCGGCUCAAGCGCGUCUAUAAGAUCAGCGCACGCCUUCAGGAGCUGGCCCAGCCGCCGCCACAUCGCAGAUUCAACCCGGAGUCGGCACCCGUUCGCUCCCGUUCUCCGAUAUUCAGGCCUAAGCCGAAGCUGAGGUCACGUCGCUGCAGACGCCGCGUUAUAGUGGACAGCAGCCUGGGCAGCAUUGAGGGCCUAAAGGCCACCUCACGCUCAGGCCUGUCCCCGGCUAAGCGCAACCUGACACUCGCCUUCAGAAACAAAGAGGGAUCACGCAGUCCACACAGUCCACGCCAAAAGCAGAGCGUGCUCUGGCGGUAAUUGGAAAUCGUUACGAGAUCGAGAUGGUAGCCGGCAGCCGGCAGCUGGAAACGGUUGACGGUUUCUUUCAUUUUGGCCCGCGGAAGCUCUCUGUUCUUCUUAUUAAACUGUUCUUAUAGUGCGUACUGACUUUUGUCCUGUUACUUUCUCGUGGGCACCCUAAUAAAUUUUGAAGUAAU